This is a messenger RNA of Echinococcus granulosus, 1767 nucleotides long. RefSeq names its product acid sensing ion channel 4 pituitary. The transcript has 9 exons. The record is from RefSeq and is a predicted model, not a curated record. Gene Ontology annotation, cellular component: membrane. Gene Ontology annotation, biological process: sodium ion transport. Gene Ontology annotation, molecular function: sodium channel activity. Lineage: Eukaryota; Metazoa; Platyhelminthes; Cestoda; Cyclophyllidea; Taeniidae. Bases 1 to 1767 code for a protein of 588 amino acids.
AUGUCACCCAGACCAUUGGUACCCCCCUCGGAAAUCACAGACGAAAGUAACUGGACUAAUGGAAAUUCCGAUCUGAGAAAGACACGGAGAAGAGUGGGCAUCGUUCUGGCCGUCGUUCUGGUGCUAAUUUGUGUUGUCUACCAAUUCUGCUCCUGGACAAGUCGAUGGCAGAAACGGCGCACCUUUCUGCUGGUGCAAAGAACUCCCGCCUCCUGCGUCAGUGAUGGUCGAAGCAAUUCGGAGACGGAAUUUGUGCUAAGUGGUGUCAACAUCACUUUAUGCAAUGCUAAUCCGUUUCGAGGAUCCGCAAUCUUUGACUUGCCCAGUGGAAGUUACCUCUACGACACCUUGACGCGAAUUCGCAGUGGAGCUAUGCGUGUUCCCGACUUUGCCAAGGAGCUCAGCAAACAAAGUCUCUCCACCCUCAUCGCUAUCUCACAUCACAUUCCCGAUAUGCUAAAAAGUUGUACGAUCAACGGGCUGUCCUGUGGACAGAGGGACUUUGAAAGUGUCGUUAAUUUCAACCGGCUCUGUUUCCGUCUAGCCCUGAAUUCUUCAGCGCGAGAGCUUCGGCUGAUCUUGGAUCCGCAAGAACACGAGUACCUUCUACCCAAUGAGGCAGUGGUCGGCUUCUACCUCUCAGUGGACAAUAGCCACGACCAGGCCAUAUCAUCUCGAAUGGGUUUGAAGCAGUACGAACGAUCCAUUGAUAUACUUCAACCACCGUCAGAAGGCGAUGAACUGUUUGUGGGCUCCCAGUUCCAGACCUUCAUCCAAGUCGGCUUCUCCGAUGCUCCAAUCCUACCUCCCAGCUCUCUAUCAUCAAAUUCCAAAGCUCAUUCCAUCCGCUCGGUGAUACGCUCGGUGGUACAGGUUGCCAAGCCAGUGUUCAGUUCCAACCUCCUUCAAUUACGGGAGCCAAUCACAUUCCGAGGCACCUCCAGGAUGACAAAGGCUCGACUAGUUCAACAGUGGGCCUACCUACGACAUGAAAAUACCUCAACUAUUGUGGUUAUUGAAAAUCUGGCCCUCCGAUUGGGUAACCUCAAGAAGGACUUCGAUAGAAUGCUUCAGAGUCUAGCGGAAUUGAGAGCAGCACAGCACAUGACCUCUACGUUUGAGCCUUCAAAGUGGGACUACGUGGAGACGUGUCUCUCCCCAACUGGCAUAGCCUUGAAUACAAUCGUCAACUUUACUGACGGUUUCCACGACCACCUCUGUAGCCUGCUGGAUUCCAGUGACCAGGACUCCUUCCUAAUCCGCAACAUUCACUGUGACGCUGAGCUAACACAAUUGCAGCCUCCAUCUUCCACCUUGGAGACGGGUUCUACUCUCCAACUCUCUGUAGUACAGAUGCUCUUCUCUCGACCUCACACCACGAACCAACAUAUCAUCCAACUCCUCCGAAGACAAGUCAGCUUUCUUUCCAUCGUGAAUCAGGAGUUGCAGCAACACCAUACAGCUGGCAACAUGAAUGGUGUUGAACUGUUGGAGUGCACGCGAUGUGAGCGUCUAGGAGGUGGCGGCAUUGAUGUUAGAGCUUCCAUGAGUUGUCACCGCAUGGAUCGAAAAGCCAAAGUUAAUAUGACGCAGCAUUGGGAGCUCUUCAAGAAGUUCAAUCAGGCAAUUGCAGCGUGUACACAACGACUGGAUGCCCUGAAUAAGGACUUGGAGGCCACCACGAUGGCAAACUUGAAGCACAUCCGGGCUUUUGUAAGAGGCGUAGGAAACGAUGCAACAGAGAUGGGAUCGGCUACACAUGGGUAA